Molecule: messenger RNA, 1354 nt
Organism: Limanda limanda (common dab)
Lineage: Eukaryota; Metazoa; Chordata; Actinopteri; Pleuronectiformes; Pleuronectidae
Gene: chst6
Product: carbohydrate sulfotransferase 6
Exons: 1
Coding region: 1-1197 (398 amino acids)
Biological process (GO): carbohydrate metabolic process; sulfur compound metabolic process; N-acetylglucosamine metabolic process
Cellular component (GO): Golgi membrane
Molecular function (GO): N-acetylglucosamine 6-O-sulfotransferase activity
Source: RefSeq, a predicted model, not a curated record
AUGCCGCGCUGCAAGGUCAGCCUCAGCACCAUGAUCUUCCUGGUCAUCCUGCAGGGGGCAGCAGUGGUGCUGUUCUGCGGCUGGUACGUCCAGCUCAGUCACUGCGGCGCCCAAGACCCCGACAAGAAGGUUCACGUCCUGCUGCUGUCGUCCUGGCGAUCAGGCUCCUCCUUCCUGGGUCAGGUGUUCAGCCAGCACCCGUCGGUCUUCUACCUCAUGGAGCCGUCGUGGCACGUGUGGUACAAACUGGAGCAGUCGGGGGCUCGGACCCUGCGGAUGGCGGUGAGGGAUCUGUACCGCAGCGUGUUCCAGUGCGACUUCUCCGUGAUGGAGGCGUAUCUCCCGGAGCAGUUCAACGUGUCCCACCUGUUCAUGUGGAGUCACAGUCGGGCGCUGUGCUCGCCGCCGGCCUGUCCUCUCACCAAACGCAACCAGUUCAGCAACCAGACGCAGUGUUUACAGAUGUGUGACGCCAGCGGCCUGCAGGGGGCGCAGGACGCCUGUGGCACCUACAGCCAUGUGGUGUUAAAGGAAGUGCGUUUCUUCGAGCUGGAAUCCCUCUACCCGCUGCUGCAGGACCCCAACUUAGAUCUGCGCAUCAUCCACCUGGUGCGAGACCCCCGGGCCGUGGUGCGCUCCCGAGAGGCGUCGUCCAAAGCCUUCGAGAGAGACAACGCCAUCGUCUUGGAGCAAAGGAACAUCCCAGCGGCGGAGGUGCAGUAUCAAGUCCUGCAGGAGAUCUGUCGAAGCCACGUGCGCAUCAACGAGAGGGCCACCCUGAAGCCCCCCCCGUUCCUGAAAGGCCGCUACAAGAUGGUGCGAUACGAGGACGUGGCACGCAACCCGCUGGAGGAAAUCAGCGCCUUGUACAACUUCAUCGGUCUGGAAAUGACCGAGCAGCUGGAGGAGUGGAUCUACAGAGUGACCCACGGGAAGAGGAAAGUCUCCAAGGAGGACGCCUUUACGAUCACGUCACGGAACGCCGCUGACAUCUCCCAGGCGUGGAGAACCGUGCUGCCGUACAGCAAGGUCAAACGCGUCCAGGAAGUGUGUAAAGGCGCCAUGUCGUUGCUCGGGUAUCGGCCAGUCGACAGUGAGAAAGAGCAAAAGCAACUGGACAUAAAUCUGCUGGUGCCAGAGGAGCCGUAUCAGUUCAGCUGGUUACCGGCCAAAACAACACGUCCGGGCAGCAGUUAGAAACCGAGAGGACACAGGACUGAGGUGGACAGACGGGACAGACACUACUGACUUCAUGAGUCCACACACGUGAUGGGUUGUGAUGAACUGAGAGGAUUCAGCACAACAGCAUCGUGUGACUUUACAUUUUAUAAAGAACUCAAAACAGAGGGGCUGA